AUGUGUUCCAAGUUCUCUGCAUUUAUCUCGCUUAUUCUGCUCGCAUUCGGAGUUACCCAAACAUACACAAAAUUCGAGUUUACCAACGUCAACUGCACUUCUUUGGACAAAUCAUACGUGACGUUCGAAUACUGCUAUCUGAAGUCUGUUAAUCGGACAUACAAAUAUGGAUCGCUAAAAGUAAAUCUUCAUCAAGGAGCUAUUACCGUACUUCAUCUAAAUCUAGCAAUAUACCAACGUUUAAGCGGAUAUAAGCCGUUUCUUUACAACGUCACAGUCGACUACUGUAAGUUCAUUGCCAACUCAAAGUCCUCUCCAGUGGCUAGAUUUAUUGUUAACCUCUUCGGUCCGUACUCCAACUUGAACCAUACGUGCCCCUAUGACCAUCCUAUUAUAAUCGACAAGGCUCCCAUUUCUCACUUGGACUAUCAGUUGACAAAAGUUUUACCAUUUCCCAAAGGAAAAUAUGGCUUCCACAGUAUUUGGUCAGUGAAUAGGAUACCGCGAGCCCAUGUAAACGUAUAUGGUACGCUAUCAUAG
This is a messenger RNA of Drosophila obscura, 540 nucleotides long. RefSeq lists its product as uncharacterized. The transcript has 4 exons. NCBI's taxonomy places the organism in Eukaryota, Metazoa, Arthropoda, Insecta, Diptera, Drosophilidae. Bases 1 to 540 code for a protein of 179 amino acids. The record is from RefSeq and is a predicted model, not a curated record.